AUAUUUUGUCGCGCUUCAAAGAGUGAAUCCCAACACAGCUGUAGAUUGGGAAUUUCAGGGUGGUGAUGUGGCGCGACACGUUCCAGACAGAGAAUUUAAAUAUGUGUUCUGGGCGUUUGGUCCCGCGAUUCGAACCUUCGAAAUGUGCCCGCCGGUUAUUAGCGUUGAUGGCACACAUUUAUGUGGACAUUACAAAAGGAAAUUGCUCGUGGUCGUAGCACAGACUGCGAAUAAGCGGCUAUUGCCAGUCGCGUAUGCGCUUGUCGACGAAGAAAGCACGGGCAGUCGGUCAUUUUUUCUUAGGAAUCUGCGGCGAUAUGUUGUAUUCGACAAACAGAUAUGCGUUCUUUCUGACAGGGAUGUGGGUCUACGCAGUGCGAUUGAAUCAUUACCGGAUUGGCAAGAACCCGCUGCGUAUCACCGGAUUUGCCUUCGACACCUUCGAAGCAACGUGGUGACCCGGAGUAAGAAAAUCCGGGAUUGGUGUUGGGAGUUGGGUUCGCAGUUGUCAAAGCAAAAGUUUCGACAGACAAAACAGCGACUUCAAGAAUUUAAUUCCGACGCAUACAAUUAUCUUUUCAACAUUCCUUUGAACCAGUGGACCCUGUAUCGAGAUGAAAAACGUAGAUGGGGCACUUUGACAACGAAUAUGUCGGAGAGUUACAACAAUGUCCUGAAAGGGGUUAGGUUCCUGCCGUGCAGAGCUUUGGUAGAGGCCACAUUCAAAAAACUCUGGAUUUGUUUCGACAAGAACAAAACAAGUCCAGCAGAUGCAGGAGUCCCAUUGCUCAUUUGCACUAUGUCGCAUUUUUGCAGUUGGAGCAAACUGCCGCAUCUCACGAGGUGGAAUGUACGGAGUACGACAGAUCGAU
Striga hermonthica is the source of this 872-nucleotide messenger RNA. The record is from the annotation of a GenBank genome assembly. NCBI's taxonomy places the organism in Eukaryota, Viridiplantae, Streptophyta, Magnoliopsida, Lamiales, Orobanchaceae.